Messenger RNA from Penicillium atrosanguineum, 1161 nucleotides. RefSeq names its product DUF3425 domain-containing protein. The record is from RefSeq and is a predicted model, not a curated record. Lineage: Eukaryota; Fungi; Ascomycota; Eurotiomycetes; Eurotiales; Aspergillaceae. The coding region runs from base 1 to 1161 and encodes 386 amino acids. The transcript has a single exon.
AUGGAGAACCUCGAAACGCUUGCAGCGUCGCUGGCGCAGAAAUCACCGACAACGGGCACAGUCCAAACCGAGUCGAUCCCAGGUUAUAAUAUUUCGAACUCAUUGGUUCACAGUUCAUCAACAGCUACUCUGGAGGACUGCCAAAACCUUCCACUGUCAGAUCAUACCACAUCAGCACUGAACACCUGGGACCCUACAACACAUCUGAUAACCUCAGAUAAUACCCUGUCGCCAAGAAGCAUCUGGGAUUCUACCAUUUGGGGUUACACAUCACAACUAUCACGUUCAGAUAUCUCCUCAUCAAUACUAGCCAUUUCAGACUCCCUAAAACAAAUCUCACCUUCGGAAACUUCUUCCUCAGCACAGAGUGUAUGGGUUCCUCCAACGCACGUUGAUCCUUCCAUUUUCAUUCAUGAUAACCAACAAGAUAACCUUGAUCAAUAUGGGACGACCACGGCCGUCAAAUGCAAUUGCCCUAACCCACAUAUCCAGGUGGAAACACACGGUCCCGGCCCGUACAGCUGUACUGAGGUCAGGAUACUCAUGAUUGGAACGGUCGCACCUGCACUAGAUCUGUAUGCCAACCAUCUUCGUCUGGAAACAAUCUGCACUUUAGCUGCAAUGGAUACACUUAGAAUGCAUGUUGGCCUUACGGAGGAAAUGGUGUGUGCCGCGGAAUCUCCUUCACCAUUCUAUCGGUCGAUCAGAGCAUCGGCGGAUGGCACGGCUAAGGAAAAUAUAAUCUGUACAGUGCAGAGGAUUUUCAAGACACUCAAGCCGGACUUGAGGCCGAGCAGUGAUCAAAUUACUAUCGAUCACCCUCCAUUUAUUGAUGUUCUGCCCUUCCGGACGUUACGGAAGAAUCUCAUCUUUCACCAGAAAGAGGUGAAUGAGGACGAAUUCCUCCGCGAUGCCAUCACUGGUUUAGUUUGUUGGGGAGGUGCAGGAGUUGGGAGGAAGGAUCGAGAUGCCUCUACUGGAUAUGCUUCCAGUGGUACUCCAUGGGACAGCCGCAGCUGGGAGGCAAAAGUGUGGUUUCUGAGGAAAUACUGGUCUUUGUUAGGUGGCGAUGAGGGAGAACUUGUACGACAAAGCGAGUGGUGGCGCAGUAUUAGAGGCGAGGACCUGAUAGACAUAGAGGCGCUGGCAUCAAAUAACUAA